CUCGGGCACAGCUGUGCGGUGUAGCCUUCUUUGUUUGAAUUCACAGGACUCUAGGACCCGGCGGAUACAGGACAGGCGAUCGGGGUUGACUUGUCAGUGCAUGCAGUGUGUGGAAUCGUGGACACACCUGGCUUUAAAGUUUUACAAUUGCCUUUACAAUUCGCGCCUUGGACGAUUCCAAUUUGGACCCACGGAUGAACUUCGUGGAAAUGAAUCUUAAAGGCUUACAUGGUUUCGUUUUGUGGUCGACUGGCAACGCGCGAUAUUUCACCGCUGCCUGUGCGAACAAGUGAACGCUGCAACUUUUCUGUAAUUUUGAAAAGGACCGACUGUGCUUCUGUAAGCACACUUCAUGUUUGUGUUUACAUGCACUAUUCAUCAAAAUUGACCUGAUGGGAAGUGGUUUCAUAUGAUCAUUUAGGUGACGUCAUCUUAAAAUAAGCGAAUGAACAAUACGGUCUUCUCUUUUGACGCCCCAGCAAGGAACCCACAAGGAGAUACUAUGUAUCAAGCAAACAGUUUCGCCAUGGGAUCAAUCUGUAUUUCUAAUGUUUCUAAUGGACUUGUUUCAGAAGACCACAUUUUGCAUCAAAGUUUCUAGGGAUAGAACGUACACGCGUUUCCUUCUUCAUUUCUUCAAUCCUCUCGUGUUUGUAGAAACAAUGCUUGUAGAAACAAUGUCUGGGACUGUUUGAAACAGUGAAAACUUUUGAAUGACUUCGUCGGGUUUUUAGUCAUCCAGCCUCAUAUUUGGAGCUCCGUACUGUAGGCUAAUGGAGAGGAAAGACACAGCGGCGGAAAAUGAAAUCGUGGAGGUCCAGCCGCAGCAGCACCCCCAGCCGGCAUCCAAGCCCGAAAACGGGGAGGUCGUCUUGGUCAUCAACCACAGCCAAGUCCAUCUACCCAUCAGCGUGAUACUUGCCACAGUGCUUUGGUGUGCUGAGGUAGUUUGCGCGUCUAUACUCAGCAAACUGUACCAUGACAGCGAAGACGAUACUUGGAUGGGCUUGACCAUCGCCUUCAUGCUUAUACCGGCGGUGCUGAUUCAGCUGACGCUGACCUUCAUUCACAGGGAUUUGGGCAUGGACAGGCCCCUGGUCCUGUUCAUGCACAUGCUGAUGUUGGGGCCAUUGAUAAGGUGCAUCGAGGCGCUGGUGACGUACGGCCGGGCGGGGAGGCAGGAGGAGCCGUACGUGACCAUCAGCCGCAAGAAGAAGCUGAAGAAAGGCAAGGGGCUGCCCAUGGAGUGGGAGAUCGGCCACUCGGAGCGCCGGCUGGCCGUCCACCGCAACGCUUUCAAGCGCACGGCCAUCAUCCAGGCCUUCCUGGGCUCCACGCCACAACUCACCCUGCAGCUCUACGUCACCAUCCAGGAGAAAUACGUCUUCUUCCACGCCAGGUUCAUUCUGAUGAUCAUCACACUCGUCUCCAUCACCUACGGUGCCCUGGUGUGCAGUGUGCUGGCCAUCAACAUCAAGUACGACGAGUACAAGGUGCGCGUGCGUUCCCAUGCCUACCUGUGCAUGGUGCUGUGGCGCGGGCUGGAGAUCGCCACGCGCGUGGUCUCCCUGGUGCUCUUCUGCACGGCGCUCAACCUCUGGAUCAUCCCCGUGGGCCUGGCCAACCUGCUCUUCUUCUUCUUCCUGCCGUGGGUGGAGUUCUGGGCUCGGCGGGGCUCGCUGCCCGAGAACGUGGAGAAGGACCUGAGCAAGGUGGGCACGGUGAUGGUGCUGAGCAUGGUGACGCUGCUGUACGCCUGCAUCAACGUCUUCUGCUGGUCGGCGGUGCAGCUCAACCUGGCCGACCACGACCUGAUCGAGAAGAAGCCGCGCUGGAACCGCGUGGCGCUCUACUACUCGGCGCGCUUCGCCGAGAACGUGCUGCUGACCGUGCUCUGGUACCUGUACAAGUCGGACUUCUACGAGUACGUGUGCGCACCGCUGCUGGUGGUUCAGCUGGUGGUGUGCUACGGCCUGGCUGUCUUCUUCAUGCUCCUCUUCUACCAGUUCUGCCACCCGUGCCGACGCCUCUUCCACCACAACGUGGAGGACUUCCUGAGCUGCUUCUGCUGUCGACGCAGCAAGCCCAAGGAGAAGGACGUGGAGGAGCAGAGGGAACCCUCUUUAACAGAGGACAAGGAGGAGGCCUCUCCAGAACCUUUACUAGAACCCGCUAAGGAACAUCCACCAGAGUCGGUGGUACAGUUGCCACCGGAUGACGAGCCUCCACCUAAUGCUCACGUUGAUCAGAUUGGAGAUCGGGAAACAGACGAAGACCUUGUUGACACAGUUAAUCAUAACUCGGUGAAGGUUGAGGCUUGACUGGGGCCAUACACUGUGUAAGCACACAACACUGAAUCUGAGUUACAGUACAUGGUACUUGUGUUGAGGACAAUCACCACUGACUGAGAGUUGAGGUUGGUGGAGAUGGUGCAAUACUGCCCCCUGCUGGAGUCUUAGAAAGAUAGCAAUUUGACCUCAGGGAAGUGAGGGGGAGGAAGCCAGACUGGUAUGGAAUUAUCUUUCUGUUGGUUGAUGUUCUGUAAAUACACGUUUACUGAGCUGAUCUCUUUUGUCUAAAUGUCUAACAUGGCUUCACAGACAGCUUGUAUUAUUGAGCUGAGCCUGAGUUUGUUUUUCGCAUUGUUCACAUCUGGACAGUGUGUAGGAAGUUCAGAUGGUUGAUCCUUCUAGUCCAGUGACGGUGGACCACAGGAAAUGCAGGAAUGUUCCAGAGCUGGAGAUGCACAAAGGCUCCCUUCACGAAGGCUGCAUGGUGUCGGACACGUCAGUCCAGGUGUGUGGGACAGGAGCCAAAAGUGGCCUUUUCUGGUGGGAAUAACCUGGUAACCUGGGGCAUCCCCCUCGAGACUACUCCCCUCUCACACUAACACCAGUGGACAUGCUCCAGUCUCUGAAGCAGGCAUUAGCACUCUGUGUCUGAAUGCACUUUUAAGUUCAAAUUAACACUGCCAUUGGAGAGGUGGUAGAGAACGACUGUUUCCUUACAGUUCAACACUGAAAUUUGUUGUGUGCUUGAGACAAGAGUAUGAGAGGGAAAAAUGUAUGUUGGAAAUGCAUGGGACCUACAAGUUUACGUUUGGUAACAAUUGCCAUAUUUAAUUUAAUUUUGAUAUUGUGUUGUCAGUGGCUUGAAACCGUAUAAAUAUGCAACAGUAGUUUUUUUUUAUUUGUGUAUAGGCUAUAUGUGUGACAAUUGCUGUUGAUCCAAGUUAUUGGUGUUGUAUGUAUAUACUUGUAAUGAUUCACACGGAGUUGAUUUUUCUUUUGAAGUGCCUUGAAACUACUUCAUGAUGUCCUUAUGAAUGAAUGAAUAAAUAAAUAAACAAAUGGUUGUUUAA
Molecule: messenger RNA, 3361 nt
Organism: Alosa alosa (allis shad)
Lineage: Eukaryota; Metazoa; Chordata; Actinopteri; Clupeiformes; Clupeidae
Gene: xkrx
Product: XK related X-linked
Exons: 3
Coding region: 774-2321 (515 amino acids)
Cellular component (GO): membrane
Source: RefSeq, a predicted model, not a curated record